GUCGCCAUACAUUUGAUCGGCUUUCCACUCAGCCAAUCAGAUCACGCAACCCGCCGUCUCAUCUGGUGUUGUGUAUUUGUCCAGGUUCGGUAGAGAAGGAAGGGGGACGAGCAAGGUGUUGUACUGCAGGUCACAGAAGCUGUUUGGUCCUUGCUUAUUUAGGUCCGCCUUUAACACGCCCUAGUCCUUCUAAUAAAUAUUGACAACCGCAGCUUUCCGGGGCCAGUUUUCUACUUCUCUUCGCCUGCUGCUGCCACCUGUAUCCUGGACCGAGGUUCUCACCUCUUCUCCUCUGCCGGAACACCAUGGAGACAGAAAUCGAUCAACAAGAAGACACUUCAUUCAGCAACACAGAGUCAAAUGGUAAGCGCCCUGCUGAGGAUGCAGAUGAGCAGAAAUCGUUCAAGCGCUCCAGGAACUCGGAUGAGAUGGUUGAGCUCCGCAUCCUCCUGCAGAGCAAAAAUGCAGGAGCUGUAAUUGGAAAGGGUGGCAAAAACAUCAAAGCCCUUCGUACAGACUACAAUGCCAGUGUGUCAGUCCCAGACAGCAGUGGGCCCGAGCGCAUCUUGAGCAUCAGUGCCGACAUCGAGACCGUUGGAGAAAUCCUGCUGAAGAUUAUCCCAACGUUGGAAGAGUACCAGCAGUACAAUGGCAUGGAUUUCGACUGUGAGCUGCGUCUCCUGAUCCACCAGAGCCUGGCUGGCUCAAUCAUCGGGGUGAAGGGAGCCAAGAUCAAAGAGCUUCGUGAGAACACAAAGACCAGCAUCAAGCUGUUUCAGGAGUGUUGUCCCCAGUCGACAGACCGCGUUGUGCUGGUUAGUGGUAAAACUGAGAGGGUGGUGGAGUGUAUCAAGACCAUGCUGGAGCUCAUCGCUGAAGCUCCCAUAAAGGGCCGCACACAGCCGUACGACCCUAACUUCUACGACGAGACCUACGAUUAUGGUGGUUUUACCAUGAUGUUUGAGGAGCGGGGGGGUGGCCGCAGACUUAUGGGAGGCUUCGCCAUGCGUCCAGGCAGGUCCAGCGGUGGUGACCGUGGGUUUGACCGAAUGCCCUCAAGCAGAGGGGUGCGGGGACCCAUGCCUCCCUCCCGCAGAGAUUACGAUGACAUGAGCCCCCGUCGAGGUCCUCCUCCACCCCACCCGAGUAGGGUCGGCAGGGGGAGUGGACGUGGACGCAACAUGCCCAUAGGACACCCCCACAGAGGAGGAGAUGAUCGUUACUAUGACUCGUACCGCGGCUCAGAUGACAGGUCCAAUGACAGAAGAGGCAGACCGGAUCGCUACAGCGAUAACAUGGGUGGCGGAGGAUAUGAUAACAGUUCCUCCUGGGAUAGCUACCAGCCAGGUGGACGCAGCUCCUAUAAUGAUAUGGGUGGCCCCGUCAUCACCACUCAAGUGACGAUCCCUAAAGAUUUGGCUGGCUCUAUCAUUGGUAAGGGAGGCCAGCGGAUCAAACAGAUCCGCCAUGAGUCAGGGGCCUCCAUCAAGAUCGAUGAACCCCUGGAAGGUUCUGAGGACCGAAUCAUUACCAUUACUGGCACCCAGGAUCAGAUCCAGAACGCCCAGUACCUUCUACAGAACAGCGUGAAGCAGUACUCUGGUCAUUUGCUGUAGACCCAGGAGGCUCAGAUUGAAGCAGAUUGCCCCUCCCUCCUCAACCUUUUCCACCCCCUGUCCAACACAUCCGCUUCAGACUAUUCUGGAUUGUGGAUGUCUUUUUUUGAAUUUUAUUUUUGUAUUUUUUAAUGAAAUACAUGUCCAACAUUCCUGUGCAUAAAGGAAAUGUAGAUGAUCUGCGUUUCUGAGAGUGUAGUACAUUAGUUUAUCAGAUACAAUUUGCAUUUUUUAACACUCAUAUAUCAAAAUAUCCUUCACACUUCUCACAAACAAAAAUAAACAUAACCUUUAUUUUUUGAUUUUUUUAUGACUUUUUUUUAUGUGCAAGUUUGUGUCUGUGUAAAUCUGUCCUGUGUGUAUGUGUGUGUGUGUGCGUGCGUGCGUGUCUGACGGCGUGAGUGGGUUGUUGUGCUUUCUUUUGCUUCUGGGCCCCUUCACGGGCGGUUGUAUCACAUAACACGCAGAAUGUAAGCUACAUGUCAUUUUUCUUUAAGAGCUGUGAGGAGUUUUACCCUGUAGAAUUACUUUAAGUUGGGACUUAUGUACACGGAUACAGGACAGACUAAAUUGUAUGAUUAUAAUAGUUGGGUGACAAAACAAAAUUUGAGUAAUUCCUCAGAAACGGAACGAUGUAGUUAGUAAUUUAAGGCAUUUUAUUGGAGAUUUGACAAAUGAUAUUGAACUAUUUUUUUUUUUUUUCCUGUGUUCUACACUUGUUUUCUCUCCAUGUUGUAGACUUCACAUUGUCAAGGUAUAAGACAAAUAAAGAUGAUGCCACUUUUUACAGAACCACUUUUGAAUUUUAA
Molecule: messenger RNA, 2425 nt
Organism: Mugil cephalus (flathead mullet)
Lineage: Eukaryota; Metazoa; Chordata; Actinopteri; Mugiliformes; Mugilidae
Gene: hnrnpk
Product: heterogeneous nuclear ribonucleoprotein K
Exons: 17
Coding region: 306-1616 (436 amino acids)
Biological process (GO): regulation of transcription by RNA polymerase II; regulation of mRNA splicing, via spliceosome
Cellular component (GO): cytoplasm; nucleus
Molecular function (GO): mRNA binding
Source: RefSeq, a predicted model, not a curated record